Penicillium brevicompactum is the source of this 1122-nucleotide messenger RNA. RefSeq lists its product as uncharacterized. The transcript has a single exon. The record is from RefSeq and is a predicted model, not a curated record. Bases 1 to 1122 code for a protein of 373 amino acids. Lineage: Eukaryota; Fungi; Ascomycota; Eurotiomycetes; Eurotiales; Aspergillaceae.
AUGAAGUCACCCAGCAAGCUGCCCGCAGCGCCAAGUCAAAAUCAGAUCCCCAUUUCGUUUCCACGAAAGCCAGUCUCGGUCAUCAAACUUCCGCACCUUGAGUCUGCUUUAAAAAAAGUGGCUGCGGCGAGAAGCAAGUUCUACUCACAGAAGAUCGCAGUCUUAGUCCGCUGGGACGACGACAACACCGGGGCUGAAGACGACCUGAACACGAUGGAGUCGAUAUUGAAACUCGUGGGCGUCAAGUGUGUCAGGUUUUCAAUCGAGAGCAGCGCACAGCUACCCGUCUGGGGUGUUACAGAAAAGGUCAGAAAAACUAUCCGCCCAUGCGCCAAUUCCUCCUUGCCCUCGCUCUUUAUUUUUUAUUACUCUGGACACAGUGCUGUUAAAGACGGUAUGCUGCGAUUCACCUCAAACGGGAAAGAAAUUCGGUGGAGUCAUAUCUUUUCAGAACUUCACCAGGCAGAGCUCAUGGAUCAUUUUGUCAUUCUUGACUGCUGUCACGCGGCAGCCGCGAUUCGAGAGCCCGAAGCCAAGUCCAACAUCCACAUUAUCGCGGCGAUUGGAGAGCAGGAGAUUACCCCCGCACGUGCGGCCACAAAAUCAUUCACCCAAAGACUGUUCCGGGCUUUCCAAACGCUCAAGAAGAAAGAGAGCUUUAAAACUGCUGAAUGGUUCGAGCAACUCCAAAUCGAAAAACCAAAGUUUGCUCCAAAUGCCAUUUUUGAGACGGUUAGAGGAACCGGACAGAUCAGUCUGAUACUCAACAAUCAAACUCCGUCUCGUCUGCCCCGGCCAAUAUCUGGAGUUAGCAGAAAACACGUGCUGGUGAAGCUCACUCUAGAAGGACAACGAAACGCCGUUGAAAGUUUUUCACGAGCCAUCCGGCAAUUGCCGCCCAACAUGAAGGUUGAGAUUCGUGAUGCUUUUGAGACCGACGCCUCAGUUUUCUUCAUGCUGCAAAUGUCAUGGGAAGGAUGGGUCUUAUGGACACGUGUUGUGCACUUGGAGUUCGUCGGUACCACACUCGGUCCUUCCCUAAUUUCCAGAGCCGCGAUUCCCCCUGUUCUAGCCUCCGAGGAAAAUAUGCCCCUUGAAAACCUUUCUCUGAAGGACGCAUGA